AUGCGGAAGAAUACGAUUUCAGCUGCUGGGUGCAAGGCAAGGAUAUAUGUAAAGUUUGAUAAAGCCGUGCAAGACUGGGUUUUGUACAAGGUUGACUUGACGCAGUCACACCACUAUUCACCGAGAAAGGCAGUGCACUACCAUGAGUAUAGGCAGCUGACCAUGCAUGCAAAGUGCGUGAUCGAGGAUAAUGAUGAGGCUGGGAUUCGUCCAAAUAAGACAUUCCUUGCUUUGUCAAAUGAGGCUGGUAGCCCCUCUAACUUGGGAUUCUCAGAGAAGGAUUUAAGAAACUAUAUAACAGCAAGGCUCCGCAAUAGCAACGUGAAUGCCGAUGUCAGGGAGAUGAUGAGCUACUUCAUGAGAAUGAAGGACAUCAAUCCGAACUUCUUUUACGCGGUGAAGUUGGACGAGGAGUGUAAAUUUAAGAGUGCAGUAUGGGUUGAUGCAAGGUGUAGGGCGUCGUAUGAAUACUAUGGAGACGUCGUGUCAGUUGAUAGCACGUACAGUACAAAUAGGCAUGGAUUACCGUUUGUGUCGUUCGUUGGGGUCAACCACCAUGGUAAGUCGACCCUCCUCGGUUGUGCUUUGUUGGGGAAUGAAGAAAUCGGAAGUUAUGAGUGGGUUUUUAGCCAAUGGGUGAAGUGCAUGGGAACUGCUCCAAAGAGUAUCAUAACUGAUCAAUGUCGAUCCCUUUACCGUGCGAUCAAAAAUACUUUACCUGACACACGCCACUGGUGGUGUAUCUGGCAUAUUAUGAAUAAGCUACCUUCUAAGCUUGGGGGUUACCGCCGGUACGGAGCUUUGUCCGGUGACCUAAACGACAUUGUGUGGAACUCUCGGACGGAGGAGUCAUUUGAAGAUGACUGGACUGAUUUUAUAGAUGAGUACAACUUACAUAACAACACAUGA
Arachis duranensis is the source of this 909-nucleotide messenger RNA. Its product is annotated as protein FAR1-RELATED SEQUENCE 5-like. Bases 1 to 909 code for a protein of 302 amino acids. The record is from RefSeq and is a predicted model, not a curated record. Lineage: Eukaryota; Viridiplantae; Streptophyta; Magnoliopsida; Fabales; Fabaceae. The transcript is spliced from 2 exons.